This is a messenger RNA of Hipposideros armiger (great roundleaf bat), 3193 nucleotides long. RefSeq names its product threonyl-tRNA synthetase 3 (gene TARS3). Gene Ontology annotation, molecular function: threonine-tRNA ligase activity; ATP binding. Gene Ontology annotation, biological process: threonyl-tRNA aminoacylation. The transcript has 17 exons. Gene Ontology annotation, cellular component: cytoplasm; mitochondrion. Lineage: Eukaryota; Metazoa; Chordata; Mammalia; Chiroptera; Hipposideridae. The record is from RefSeq and is a predicted model, not a curated record. Bases 105 to 2183 code for a protein of 692 amino acids.
CCCCUGCGGUGCGCCCAGCCGAUGCUUCGCCCUCCCCAGUAACGGUGACCGCUGCCACUACCUACCACUCGGCGCUCCGCUGGUCGUUGAGGAAGGCCGGAGCCAUGGCGGCCGAGGCCCUGGCAGCAGAGGCCGUGGCUUCGCGCCUGGCGCGACAGGAGGAAGACAUCCGCUGGCUGUGGGCGGAGGUCCAGCGCCUGAGGGACGAACAGCUAAACGCACCCGACCAAUGCCAGGCCGAGGGGCCGUGCCUCACGCGGGAGGUGACGCAGCUCCGGGCCGAGAACCGCGACCUGCGCUACCGCCUAUACCGCCUGCGGCUGUGCCUUGCCGAAGAGCUGAGCCACCAGAUGAAGCUGGAAAGGGCGGCGCGGGCGGCGGCGCAGGAGGAGGCCGAGCGCGCGACUGCCGGCGUGCAGCCUCCUUCUAGUCAAAAGCAAGAAAAGGACAUUAAAAAGAAGAAGGUGGAAAGCGGGCCCAACAGUGAGGUGAAAAAUCAAUCAAAUUUCAUAAACGAAAGAUUGAAGCUUUUUGAAAUGUUGAAGAAAGAGCAUCAGCUGUUAUCUGCCGUUUAUGAAAAAAAGGGGAAUACAAGUAAUACGAUCAGAGUAAGACUGGCUGAUGGGAAAACAGUGGAAGGGGAAGUUUGGAAGACAACACCUUAUCAAGUGGCUGCUGAUAUUAGUCAAGAACUGGCUGAAAGCACAGUAGUAGCCAAAGUCAAUGGUGAAUUGUGGGACUUGGACCGUCCACUGGAGGGGGAUUCCAAGCUGGAGCUGCUCAUGUUUGAUAAUGAAGAAGCUCAAGCUACCUUCCUGACUCUCCGGGGGAGCGGAAGCAGCGCUGUUACUUUGUAUUUCAUGUCCUGCUCAUCCCGGCAUAAAGCAGUGUCGAGCACAGAGCUGUCAGCGCUGGAGAACAUAUGUAAGGCCAUCCUCAAAGAAAAGCAACCUUUUGAAAGGUUAGAAGUCAGCAAGGAAGUUCUCCUGGAAAUGUUUAAGUACAGUAAGUUUAAAUGCCGCAUCCUGAAUGAGAAGGUUAACACUCCAACUACCACAGUGUACAGGUGCGGUUCACUAAUUGACCUUUGUAAAGGCCCCCAUGUAAGACACACUGGAAAAAUUAAAACCAUAAAAAUUUUCAAGAAUUCUUCAACAUAUUGGGAGGGCAAUUCUGAAAUGGAAACACUGCAGAGGAUCUAUGGGAUAUCCUUUCCUGAUAACAAGAUGAUGAAAACCUGGGAAAAGUUCCGAGAGGAAGCCAGGAGCCGAGAUCACAGGAAAGUCGGGAAGGAACAAGAACUUUUCUUUUUCCAUGACCUGAGCCCUGGAAGCUGUUUUUUUCUUCCCAGAGGAGCCUUCAUUUAUAACACACUUAUGGAUUUCAUACGAGAGGAGUAUCACCGCCGGAACUUCACGGAAGUGCUCUCUCCCAACAUGUACAAUAGCAAGCUCUGGGAAGCGUCGGGCCACUGGCAGCAUUACAGCGCGAACAUGUUUACCUUCAACGUUGAGAAGGACACUUUUGCCCUUAAGCCCAUGAAUUGUCCAGGGCACUGCCUAAUGUUUGCCCAUCGUCCGCGAUCCUGGAGGGAAAUGCCUAUUAGAUUUGCAGAUUUUGGAGUUCUUCAUAGAAAUGAACUGUCAGGAACUUUAAGUGGCUUGACCCGAGUUAGACGCUUCCAGCAGGAUGACGCUCACAUCUUCUGCACAGUGGAGCAGAAAUCAAGACCUGGGUCCUGUAAGGAUGGGGACGAUAAGAAGAAUCCUGUGAUCAUUCAUCGAGCCAUUUUGGGGUCAGUGGAAAGAAUGAUAGCCAUUCUCUCAGAAAACUAUGGGGGGAAAUGGCCAUUCUGGCUAUCUCCUCGUCAAGUGAUGAUCAUCCCUGUGGGGCCAACUUGUGAAAAAUAUGCACUUCAGGUAUCCAGUGAAUUUUUUGAAGAAGGAUUCAUGACCGACGUUGAUUUAGAUCAUAGUUGCACACUGAAUAAGAAAAUACGAAAUGCGCAGCUGGCUCAGUAUAAUUUUAUUUUGGUGGUUGGAGAGAAUGAAAAAACAAAUCAUGCUGUAAAUGUUCGAACAAGAGACAACAAAAUUCAUGGAGCGAUUUCAGUAACUUCUGCUAUUGAUAAAUUGAAGAAUCUCAAGAUAUCACGAACACCAAAUGCUGAAGAAGAGUUUUAAAGUCCUUCCUUGUAGGCCCUUCUAGGUAACCUUGUUUUGACCCCUGAAAAUGCAUUUUUCUUAAUUAAUGUUAAUACUUCUGAGAACUUUGGACCCACUGACAGGUCCCCUGAUGAUGCAGAGAGAAAUGAGACAAUGAAUGAGUAGCUGAUAUGUACAGUUUAACUCACUAGUAGGUCUUGAGGACAAGAAGAGGACAAGCUUGGGAAGCUUAAUUUUCCAAAUGUCUUGAAAGACUUUUUUAUUUUUUUUUUACAAAAAUAUUUUCCUUUAAUAAGGAUUUUACAUGCCAUAUGUUUCACGGGAUACAAUCAAAAUGUUACAUAAACAGUAUAGGAAACAAUUAUACUAUUUUAGCAUACUUUUUAUUCAAAAUGUCGACAUAUUCUUGUGCCUUCUGAAGUAGAUCAUCAGUAGAUUCUGGAGGAAAUGUUUGAUAGGAUUCAGAUUUAAAUUCAGAAGCAGCGUCUUUUUGUAGUUCUCUGCUGAUCUUUUCUUUCAACUCCUGCAUCAUCUUGGUAUAGUAAAUUUUUAUGCUCUCAUUUGAAGUUCGUGAGGCUGUCUUGAGAGACUUAAAGGGGAAAAUGUUAUUCAUUGAAAGAGGGAAAUACCAGGAAACAAGGACAAUGAGAUAUUACUGUUAAGAUUUGUAAUUUUGAAAAGACAAGUUUCAAAUAUAAGUCUGCAAAGCUUUUUGGAAUAUGGCAGAAAAUCUUAUUUUCUAAUAACAUGUUCUCAGUUGUUUUUAUGGUUUUACUAAACUUCACACUGAAACUUUAUGUUCAAAACUGGAAUCAUUACUUUAUUUAACUAACCAACAACCACAAGAGAAGCUAAUACUAAAUAUUGGGUUAUUGACAAAGGACUCUGAACUCAAAUUUAAUAUUGUGCAACCUACUGUUUGCAUCAUAGGUUAAGAGUUGCAAUUAUAUAUUAAUGCUUUUAAUUGACAAUUGAGCUUUGUUCAUCUUUAGAAAAAAAUAAAUUUCAAAAUAAAAUGCAUCACAGUG